AUGGCUAAUUCCAAAUAUGAGUACGUCCGAUUAUUCGAGCAGUCGGAUACACUGCUGCCAAACACAUGGAUUGUCGUCCGCAUCGACGGUCGGGGCUUUACCAAGCUGUGCGCCAAGUUUGGCUUCGAGAAGCCGAAUGACAAGCGUGCUCUUGACCUCAUGAACGCUGCUGCGAAGGCUGUGAUGAGCGACCUUCCCGACAUCUCACUUGCCUACGGUGUCAGCGACGAGUACAGCUUUGUUUUCCACAAAGCAUGUCAGCUUUUCGAACGGCGUAGCAGCAAGCUAGUGUCGACAGUGGUUUCGACGUUUACGGCAUUUUAUGUGCACCUGUGGCCAACCUUCUUCCCGGAGACGCCACUGACAUCGUCACCUAUGCCGACGUUUGACGGUCGUGCAGUCUGCUACCCAAGCCAUAUCAACAAUCUGUACAACACAACGUUCUGGGCAUUGGUACAAAAGGGCGGCAUGGACAGCGUCGCAGCAACUGAUCUGCUGAAGGGCACUUUCUCGGCAGACAAAAAUGAGAUGCUGUUUUCGAAGUUCCACAUGAACUACAACAACGAGCCUGAUAUGUUCAAAAAGGGCAGCGUUGUGUUCCGAGACUAUGAGCUCGUCGACCCAAAAGGCUACAACGCGGCUGAAGUAGCUGAUAGCCAGGCUGAGCCACCAACGCUCUCCAAGUCCAAGGAGGAGAGCGACAAGAAACGGCGUGCCAAAGCUCGGAUCACGGCGGAGCACUUAGACAUUAUCAAAGACGACUUUUGGGACCGCCGGCCAUGGCUACUUACAGGGCAGCCAGGUACCCUCCCAAAGCAGCUCUGA
This is a messenger RNA of Grosmannia clavigera kw1407, 825 nucleotides long. RefSeq names its product trnahis guanylyltransferase. The coding region runs from base 1 to 825 and encodes 274 amino acids. The transcript has 6 exons. NCBI's taxonomy places the organism in Eukaryota, Fungi, Ascomycota, Sordariomycetes, Ophiostomatales, Ophiostomataceae. The record is from RefSeq and is a predicted model, not a curated record. Gene Ontology annotation, molecular function: tRNA guanylyltransferase activity; magnesium ion binding. Gene Ontology annotation, biological process: tRNA modification.